This is a messenger RNA of Vitis vinifera (wine grape), 944 nucleotides long. RefSeq names its product G-type lectin S-receptor-like serine/threonine-protein kinase SRK. The coding region runs from base 239 to 781 and encodes 180 amino acids. NCBI's taxonomy places the organism in Eukaryota, Viridiplantae, Streptophyta, Magnoliopsida, Vitales, Vitaceae. The transcript is spliced from 3 exons. Gene Ontology annotation, biological process: protein phosphorylation. The record is from RefSeq and is a predicted model, not a curated record. Gene Ontology annotation, molecular function: protein serine/threonine kinase activity; ATP binding.
GGUUUAUAUAUAUGUACAUGUCGUGAAGAGAGUUUAAUUAUGAAAAUAUGAUGGUAAUCUUGAAUUUAGUUUGUUUACUUCAUUGUCAGAUUCAACUACAAGUGCUCAGUUGGAUUGGAAAACCCGUCUUAACAUCAUCAAUGGAAUUGCUCGGGGCAUUUCAUAUUUGCAUGAGGAUUCUCGCCUUAGGAUCAUCCAUAGGGACCUAAAGCCUAGCAAUGUGUUAUUGGACUCUGACAUGAACCCGAAAAUCUCCGACUUUGGAAUGGCGAGGAUCUUUGCAGGAAGUGAGAAUGGAACUAACACAGCUAGAAUAGUGGGAUCAUAUGGAUACAUGGCUCCAGAGUAUGCCAUGGAAGGGUUAUACUCCAUUAAGUCUGAUGUUUACAGUUUUGGAGUUGUCUUGCUUGAGAUCAUAACUGGGAGAAAGAAUGCUGGUUUCCAUCUCUCUGGAAUGGGUCCAAGCCUCCUAUCGCAUGCAUGGCAGUCGUGGAAUGAAGGGAAAGGGUUGGAGUUGAUGGAUCCAUUAUUGGGUGAUUCAUGUUGCCCAGAUGAGUUUCUGAGAUGCUACCAUAUUGGGUUAUUGUGUGUUCAAGAAGAUGCAUCUGACAGGCCAACCAUGUCAUCUGUCAUUGUAAUGUUAAAAAGUGAAAGUGUAAGCCUUCGACAGCCUGAAAGACCUGCCUUCUCUGUGGGGAGAUCCACCAAUCAACAUGAAACAGCAAGUGGUAGCAGUUCUUCUGUCAAUGGUUUAACAGCUUCUAUUGCUUUGCCUCGAUGAUUUAUAGACUUUUCCACUGGUUAGAUGCUCUUACCAGCUCAUGCGUCAAGCUUUUGAAAUAGAUACAGAGUAUUUAUAUCUUGGAUUUGAUUAUUGUAUUCUUUAACAAAGCAUGUAAUAAUAUCCAAAUUUCAGCAAUAUCCCUGAUUUUAUUUCCUGUUUC